AUGUCUUGGUACAGCCUUUUGAUCUUCAUGCUUCUCCUCCUCCUCCAACCCUCCACCCAAACUCUGACACGAACUUCUCCAAGAAACCACCAGCUCCAUCGCCAGCUACAUGACUCCAAGUUCGGUUCUUGUGAUUCUUUCUCUGGCGCACAGCAACGUUCUUUGUGUUUUCAGCUUGAAAGAAUCCACAAAUUGCAACCUGUCUUGCCAUCAUUGCCACCACCAUCCCAAGUCAAUGAAAUUGAUCCAAGAUAUGGUGUGGAGAAGAGACUUGUCCCCUCAGGGCCCAACCCUCUUCACAACUGAAGAGCUUAACUCAUUACGUCUCUGAAUUACCCACCAUUCUGUCCAUACACACCGUCUUUUCUAUCUAGUACCUAUAUUUUAGCCAAGAUUUUGCUUUCUUUGCAAUUCUUGUUACCUUUCAUGCAUGGAGUUUAUAUACAGCCAGCCCUUCUCAAAUUUUAUUAGUAUUAGACAUUAGCUAAUUUCUUGUUCUGUUUUUUACACUGUUUCUUUAACGACGAUUGCUAUUUCCAUACUUGUUUUUGUAGUUCUAUCCUAUAACUUUUGGUGACGAAAAGAGACAGUACUGAAGGCAGCAAAAACAAGCAAGGAAUUGGCGUACCGUCGCUGUUUCUUAAUCACUAUAGUCUAUGGUUCAAAGGAGGAAGAAGGAUCCCAGAAGUGGUGGGGGAGUUGAAUUUCAAGAGAAACCCAUGAGUUUCAUUAAUAGACUUUCGAACCGUGAAGGGAGAGAUAUUUUUAGCGUUUUGCAUUAAAUAUGUUGAUGUAGCCUUGUGUUGAAAAACAGGCAACGGGGUUGAAUCUAUGACCAUAUAUGCUAUAAAUUUUUCUUGUGAAAGUUUGCUUUUUUUAC
Molecule: messenger RNA, 880 nt
Organism: Durio zibethinus
Lineage: Eukaryota; Viridiplantae; Streptophyta; Magnoliopsida; Malvales; Malvaceae
Product: CLAVATA3/ESR (CLE)-related protein 10-like
Source: RefSeq, a predicted model, not a curated record